CUCGUGACUGACCAUUUGACUCAAUUUAGAAAGGCACGUGAUUAUUCUUCUCUAAAACUAGGAUGUGAGUUUUAAAAAAAGCAGCACAGCUGCAAGCGAAACAGCAAACUAAUAUUUCUGGGACAUUAUACUGAGAUGAAGGAUUCUAUGCAGAUAAUCUUUCAUGUUUGGAUUCUGGGGUUACUUGUUCCUGAUAGCGCUCAUGGAAAGCAAGUGUGGCCAGUGCCUUACAAGAGACUUGACAGACGUCCAGGUGUGGAUCCAUACUGCCAGCCUUUAUACCCAUUCUGCCCCACUGGAGAUCCAGAUGGUCGGAUACCCUACAUGAGAGACUAUGACAUCAUCUCUGUGUUCAGACUGCAGACUCCCGUGUGGGAAUUCAAAUAUGGCGACAUCUUGGGAAAGUUUCAUAUCAUGCAUGAUGCCAUUGGCUUUGGAAGUGCAGACACUGGAAGAAACUUCACUGUGGAGUGGUAUGAGCUGUUUCAACUGGGGAAUUGCACUUUUCCACAUGAAAGAGAGGAGAUGAGCGCUCCAUUCUGGUGUAACCAGGGAGCCGCAUGCUUCUUUGAGGGCAUAGAUGACAUGCACUGGAAACAGAACGGUACUCUGGAGAAAAUAGGAGAGAUUUCAGGUGAGAUGUUUAAUGAGAUGGCUCAUUGGGUUCAGGAGGACAACGAAACUGGUGUUUAUUACGAGACUUGGACUGUGAAGUCGGACCCUGGAGCCAACGCCACAACAUGGUUUGAAUCCUACGAUUGUUCUCAGUUUGUGCACCGGACGUAUAAGAAAUUAACAGAGCUAGGUGCUCUGCUGUUCAGCAAAACUCAAACGAAUUACACAAAGAUCUAUCUGUACAGCGGAGAGCCUAUCUAUUUGGGAGAUGAAGCCAUUUUUACAGAUUCUUCUACGAAAGAUCUCGCCGCAGAUAUCAAGAAGUUCUAUCACUCGUUUCGCCCUCACCAAUCAGUAUUGAAAGUCAUUUUGAGUCUGUUUGAAGCUUAUGAAAAGAUGGUCCUGGAGAAGACCUUCUAUUUGUACUACAACUUUGAAUAUUGGAAACUACCAAUGAAAUAUCCCUACUUCAGAAUAACCUAUGAGGAGAUUCCUUUGCCCUAAUGACCAUAGUCUUUGCUGCUAAAUAAUGUCAGUUUUUAAUUUUUCUAUUUCCAUUUUGUAUGUUGGCAGUUGUCACUACCUAUAUGGUAAUUAACUAUGUUUACUAAAAAUAUUGCAAAAAAACUUUGGAAUAUUUCUCAAAAUAUAAUCUUGUAAUGUU
This is a messenger RNA of Myxocyprinus asiaticus (Chinese sucker), 1279 nucleotides long. RefSeq names its product ceroid-lipofuscinosis neuronal protein 5-like. The record is from RefSeq and is a predicted model, not a curated record. Gene Ontology annotation, molecular function: hydrolase activity, acting on glycosyl bonds. Gene Ontology annotation, cellular component: lysosome; lysosomal membrane. The transcript is spliced from 4 exons. Gene Ontology annotation, biological process: lysosome organization. Bases 136 to 1119 code for a protein of 327 amino acids. Lineage: Eukaryota; Metazoa; Chordata; Actinopteri; Cypriniformes; Catostomidae.